AAUAAACUGGUAUGUCAUCCUCCAAUGUCUUAUCACAUAAAACACAAAAACGCUGCCCUGUUGCAUGUGCAUAGUGCACCGGGACCAUAAAGUCGUCAGCGGUCACUAUACUUAACUUUUGCUGCAAUACAUUCGUUGUUACUUUGGAGAAGCAACAGUGUCACCGGUGUGUUAGAACUCGUGUUUCCUCGUCAGUGAAAGUUGUGCAAUGGGCAGGUUCGCGGCAAAACAAAGACAACGCGAGACUUCCUUGACGCUUUCUAUACGUUGAGAGGAGACAGCGGCGGUAGCGUGCGCCAUGUGAGCUGCAGCUCCCAGCUGCUGUACCUCGGCGUGCUGACGGACACGUGAUGAGGAGAUGAUCAAACACAAACAAACACGAGUCUGAUAUAAACUCUGCACAUUUAUUAUCCGCUGUCAGACAGACAAUGGAGGAUUAGGUGCCCACCCUGUAGCAACCCUCACCCCCCACUCUAGGCCAGAUAAGAGGAACAAAAUUAGGUAAUGAUCUGAGCCUAUUUGAAAAAAGUGCAUACACAAUACAAAAACAAAAGUCAAUAAAGUAUAUAGAAAGAAUAGCUCAUUAUAAGAUAUAAGACAAUUUCCUCCGGGUAUCUUCUUCUUCUUAUCAUUAUUGUUGUUGUUAUUAUUUUUAUUGUUAUUAUAUUAUAUUGCUGCUUUUAGAGGACAACCUAUUAAUCAAGAGCUGCCUUCUAAGCCACAAAGGCCCUUUUUAAAUUUAAAUCUUUUGAUUUUAUAUUUGGUGUCCAUUGCAGAAAUGAACAUAGAAUAACAGUGAUAAUCAUACAUCAUACAAAAUGUUAUGUUUACUUUCUUAGAGAACUGCAAGAUGGACAAUGCUGCGGUUGUGAUUCCAGACUUCAACAAUGACAAAACAACCCACUUCCAGUUGGUAAAAUGGGCCAACAGACUGCUGAAGACCAACUUCAAGAAUGUGGGGGAGAUGGGUUCAGGUGCGUGCCACUGUCAAAUCAUGGACUGUGCUGUUCCGGGUUCCAUUGACAUGAGCAAGGUGAAAUUUGAUGCACAACAUGAAGAGGACUUUGAGCACAACUUCAGUCUCCUGCACGAGGCCUUCAGCAAGCACAGUAUCACACAGAUUAUCCCAAUUAAGACACUUGUAAAAGGGGAAUUUCAAAGCAAUUUUGAAUUCCUGAAGUGGCUGAAAGUUUUCUGCACAGCAAAUGUUAAACGUGACAAAUACGACGCUGUAAAGGCCCGGAACAGCCAUAAUAUCAGGCCGAUUGUGACACCCCUUCAAACAUGGAGCUCUAAAUUGGAUACGGAAACAGCGGACAGCAGUGAUGAGACUAAAGACUUCCCAUACACUGAGAAGUGGAAGGGUGUUUUUGAGUGGGCUGAACGUAGUACGCUUGGAGAGGACUAUACCUACUGCCUGAUUUGUACCAGAAGCCUAAACACGUGUCAUGAAGGCCUUGUUGUACUCCAGAAACAUGCGGAAACAAAGAAACACAAGAAACGCUCUAAAACCUACAAGAGCUCUGACCAGCAACACCAAAGCUCUGAGCCGCUGCCCUGCAGUGAUGCAGCAAUACUGUUUAUUCACAAACACUGUUCCCUUGGUUCUGCUAAUCGUGAACAAGUACCCAAAAUUUUUGCCCGCUGUAAGCUGGGGUUGCAGUAUCCCAAAGACAUUACAUCUGCUUGCCAGACGACUCCCUACUGUGUAUACAUUUAUGAAGGGGUAACGGUGGGAAAGGAUGACACAGUCUCAGUGGUUCUUGUUGGGUUUUUCAAUGCCCUAUCGUCCAGGUUCUGCAUUCGAUUUCUGGAUGCUCUUCAGUCAGGAGAUCCAACACCAGCAGCAACAGUGUUGGGGACCAUUAAAAAAUUUGGGCUGCCUACAAACAAUCUUGUUGCUGUCUAUUGUGACAGUAACGGACAGGCUUCAGAGCAGAUGUGCUCACAGCUCAGGGAAAUCAAUCCAAACCUAGUAGCCUUAGGAGGCUUGUACACCAUUGCUGACGCUGCUUGUCAUGCAGGGCUCAAGCAGCUCUCCAAUCAAGCUCAAGAGUUGAUGGCGGACAUGCACGCCUACCAUGCCUCAUGCUGUACAAAGAAUGACAACCUCAGUGCUCUUUUUGGCUCAGAUGUCACUGUGGACAGUCCGCCAUUUCAUCUCAACACCAGUUGCCUUAAGUUUUGCAUGUUGGUCACAAAAGUGUUGGAAAUAUGGAAUGAUUUUAUAGAGUACUUUAGCUCUUGUGACAAGGAUGAUAAGAAAGCCAAGUUAAUCUGCUCCCAGCUGCAGGAUCCUAAAGUCAAGGCGACAUUUAUGUUCCUGGAGUGGGCACUAAAGCCCCUGAUAAAUUUUGAAAGGCAUCUACAAACGCGAGAGAAAGCUUCUCGUGCUGAUGUGCUGCUCAUCUUAGAGGAAGCCAGUAACCUGCUGUGCACAUACACUUCCUACUUCCUUUGUCCACAAGCUGCCACUCGCUUCCUAAAGGAACACGAUGUCCAAAUUCUCAAGAACAAGAAAUUCCACUUGUCAAGCCCUGAACUCAAUCUAGGUGGCAAAGCUGUGGAAGACACCUUGAAUGAAUGUGACACUGCAGAGGCAGUGCCACUGCUAAAAAAACAGAUGCUGUCCUUCUACAUUGCACUAACAAGUUGCAUAGCAAAGGAGCUGCCUCUAAGUGAUGGGGUGUUAAGGAGCAUAGCUCAGCUGCUGAAUACCCAGAGCAGGCUGAAAGUGACAGGGAAGGCAGUAGGGGAGCUUGGGACCAAGCUUGGGCUCUGUAACACUCCAGAGGAAGUCAGCCAGCUCACAAGUGAAUUCCUUGAGUACCAGCUGGCUGAGGAGGGACAGAAUGAAGAGGAGGAGAAGGACAAGUCAACAGAUGUUUCACUGGAGCAGCACUGGGCCAGCGUAUUGAAGGACAUCAAGCCGAGCUCAUUGUUCAGGAAGCUUGUUUUGAGCCUGUUGUGUCUCCCCUGUCCACCUCUUGAUGCGCAGCAGGUUUUUGCUCAGGCUCUAGAAAAUGGAAAUACUGAGCGGUCUUCUAAAAGCGAAGUCCUGAAAGAAACCAGCGACACGACAUCUGACAGUGAAUUCUCUGAUAGCAGCAGCAGCACACGUCACACCAGGGUUAAGAAGGGUGCAGAACUGAAUGGCCUCAAACUGACAGUGAGGCCAUGUGAAGUCCGGCUUAAAAAGCUGAAUUACCAGUGGGUUGACUGUCAUGCUACACCUGGAGAAAAUGGGGUCUCAAGGAAACAGGGGACCAGUAGGGGAGGUUUGGACUGGGAGAACACCUUGCGCCAGAAACCACAGGCUCGCACAGUGUUCCAGGCUGGUGCUUGCACCUGGUCCAAACCCCUUGGUCCUGAUAAGGUUAACAGAAAGGGUCUGGAGUCUCAAGAUGAGGGGGCAGAAGAAUCUUCAGCGUCCAGUAAAACAUCAAGAUCAACAUCAGGACAGCGAAAAAAUGCCUACCAGGAUGGGAAAGGAUUUCUGUCAGGAGAGCUGAUCUGGGGAAAGGUGAAGGGGUUUUCCUGGUGGCCGGGGAUGGUGACCCCCUGGAAAACGAAAUCAGCUCCCCCCGGUAUGCGGCGGGUGGAGUGGUUUGGAGACGGGAUGUUCUCAGAGAUCUCGUCUGAGAGUUUACUGCCGUUUAGUGUCAUAAGUAGGUGCUUCUGUAAAAAUUCCUUUGCCUCUCUGCCCAUUUACAAAGAUGCCAUCUACCAGAUAAUUGAGUUAGCAGCGGAGCGAUGUGGGAAGUCCUUUGCUGCAACUGAAGGAAAUAAAGAAAAAGAGAUGAAGCUGAUGCUGGACUGGGCUUUUGAAGGUUUUCUUCCUACAGGACCUGAAGGAUUCCUGCCCUCUGAUUCUGUUGCACACCUUGACUCCACUGACUCUUCUGUAUCUGAAUACCAGCCGCCAGCAAAAAGAAAAUAUGGCUUUAAAAAUAAGGCAAACACUUCUUACAACAAAGAAUCAAUAAUAAAAGGGGUCAAAGAGAAAGGCAAAACAAUUGAGGAUUUUUGUUUGUCUUGUGGAUCAUGUGACAUUGACGUGCAGCACCCACUCUUUGAAGGUGGUCUCUGUCCGAGCUGCAGGGUGAACUUCACGGAAACAUAUUAUCGCUAUGAUGAAGACGGCUACCAGUCGUAUUGCACUGUGUGCUGCGGUGGCUUAGAGGUCAUUCUGUGUGGAAAUACCAGCUGCUGCAGAUGUUUCUGUAAGGACUGUCUGGACGUCCUGGUGGGCCCAGAAACAUUCAACCAGGUGAAAUCCAUUGAUCCCUGGAGCUGCUACAUAUGCAAACCAUCAGAUUGUAAAGGAAACCUCAAACUCAGACCGGACUGGAGUGUUAGGGUCCAAGACUUCUUUGUCAACAACAGCGCCAUGGAGUUUGAGCCUCAUAGAGUUUACCCCUCUAUCCCUGCUGAUAAGCGCAGACCACUCAAGGUCCUCUCACUUUUUGACGGCAUUGCAACAGGAUACCUAGUGCUGAAAGACCUGGGACUCAAGGUGGAGCGCUACAUUGCUUCAGAGAUUUGUGAUGACUCGAUUGCUGUGGGGAUGAUCAAGCACGAGGGGAAGAUCGAAUAUGUGAAUGAUGUCCGCACCAUCACAAGGAAACACUUAGCUGAAUGGGGUCCCUUUGAUCUUCUGAUUGGAGGCAGUCCAUGUAACGACCUGUCCAUGGUCAACCCUCUUCGAAAAGGAUUAUUUGAGGGCACUGGAAGGCUUUUCUUUGAGUUCUACCGCAUACUGACCUUGCUGAAGCCAAAGGAGGGCGACGACCGUCCGUUCUUCUGGUUGUUUGAAAAUGUGGUUUUCAUGAGUGCCAACGACAAAUCAGACAUCUGCAGAUUCCUUGAGUGUAAUCCAAUUCUGAUUGAUGCUGUUAAAGUCAGCCCUGCCAACAGAGCACGGUACUUUUGGGGAAACCUCCCUGGAAUGAACAGGUACACACUAAUACACAGUCAUAAUUCCUUCAAAUUUUCACACUGGAAGACAAAAAAAAUGUUUGGCUUACAGGUGAAUGUGCUUUUUUCUAGACCUCUUGCUACAUCUUUAGACAACAAAGUGAUGCUCCAGGACUGCUUGGAAGUUGGACGCACAGCGAAGUUUGACAAAGUACGCACCAUCACAACAAAGUCAAACUCCAUAAGGCAGGGGAAGAUGGGACCCCUACCUGUCACCAUGAAUGGCAAGGAGGAUUAUCUGUGGUGCACUGAGAUGGAGCAGAUUUUCGGCUUUCCCAAACACUACACAGAUGUAAACAAUAUGGGCCGGAUGCAACGACAGAGAGUCCUGGGUCGCUCUUGGAGUGUCCCCGUCAUUCGCCACCUGUUCUCCCCACUAAAGGAUUAUUUUGAAUGUGAAUGACAGUGAAGCAGCAGAGGUACAACUACAGCCUUAUCCUGCCCUGCAUUGCCUUGGUAGUUCAAACUCUCCUGUCUUUUUUUUAGAAAGACUUAGUUUAGCAGUUAUUAGUUUUUGUGUUCUCAUGAGCGCCUUCCAUUCUGUGACUUGUCAGUCAUCUGACAAGCCGUCAUCACCAGCAGGCACAAACGAUUUUCACAUUCACUGAAAAUGAUGGUGCUGUGAUUAAACAGUGAUUCUUCCUAACAUGAACCUGUAUCAUGAAACAAGAUUAGAAUGUUAUGCAGCCACCUUUGCACUUGGGUUGUCUGGUAUCAUGAAGCUGGUUCAAAUCCUCCUUUCAUCAUUUUUACCUCAUCAUGAUGCUGAUUUUGUUUGGUUGGGAAUCAGUUUCUCAGCCAAGAUAAAUAUGUGACAGAGGGAACAUAAUUUUAGCACAACCAGCUACACACAGUAAUGGAUGGGCGUUACAGUGGCACAUUUAUUUCAGGAAGUUCAGGAAGCCUUAAUCAGCAUUUUUACAUUAUUAAUGAAACACAUGGUGUACUGUAUGUUGCCCCAGCCGUUUGGCACAGUGCAUCGCACUCCUGUCGCCCAGGUCGCAGGUUUAAUCGCUUCAGUGAGGGGCUGAGUCAGGAAGGGCAUCCGGUGUAAAAAACAUGCCAAAUCAACCACGCGAAUCAUUCGCUGUGGCGACCCCUGACGGGAUAAAGCCGAAAGGUGUUCUGGUGUACUGUAAGUUGUAAUUGAGACGAAUGCUACUCAUCAUCAGACUCUGUAGGCUGUAGGAUUUCUAUAGGUAGCAUUGCUUCAAACCAUCUAUUCCACCUUCAGCAGGCAAACAUCAUAGAAAAGGAAACAAGUUUAUAUAUUUGCAUUUUAUUCCUGACGUUUCUAUUGUAUGUAGAUUGUGUACGAAGGUUUGAUAACCAGCCUCAUGAUAUCAAAUUACCAGUGUCUGGUUGAACCCAGAGAGGGCUGUUAAACUUCCUUCGUGAUGUAGGUCCCAGGUCUCUACCUCAACACUGAUUUAUAGGUUAAAAUCCGCAGUUACACUUUUUAUCUUUUUUUAUUUAUAAAAGAACUUAACUUUCGUUCUGUGUUUUAUAUUUUAAGUCUUGUGUAAUCAUGUUUAUCCUCAGCAGUAAAAUUAAUGAAUUUAUCAACUUGCCAGUUUUUAAUCUACUUUUUAAGGUGUGUCGCAACAAACAAUUAAAUCACUGUGGUGCUCCGGUGAUAACCUCACUGGGUUUGAAUUUGGGUUAACAUUUAAACUGUUCAAAAGGUAUUUAUACAAGACCAAAAAUAUAUUUGUUGCUACACAUUUUUAAUAUUGCAGUAGGUUGUGUUUUUGUGUUUUCGAUUUACUUUCAUAAGUGAAAGUGGAGGGGAUUUACAACAUUGACAAGCUUUGUAAUUCAAAAAUGCAAUAAUACGAAUUCACCAAUCAGUGAAAAGAGUAAUAGCAAAAUAUUAAUAACUGUAAAAAAACAAUAGAAAAAAAGUUAUAGUUAGAAAUAGUGUGACAACAACAAAAAAUUAUUAUAAUUAUAAUUUGGAAAAGAAUUUAAUGAAAAAAUUCUGUCAUAAAUAAAGACAAAUUCCAAAAAUCUGAUGCUCCUCAAAUUUGAACAUUUUCAAAUAAGAUGAAAGAAGCUCAAAUAUUUAACUAAUUUAGAUUUCAUGAAAAAUGACAUUUGAUAACUGUAAACCUGUUAUUCAAGCAAUGUCCUUUAACACCGUAGUGAGAACUGACCCAGUAUUAGUUAGAAUGACUGUAAUAUUUGUGUUUAUUUUAUGUGUGAUUUUAAUUGACAGCAUUUGUAAUUGUUCUAAAGCUUGUCCAGUAUUGUUCAGGUGUCCACAUGUACCUGCAUGGUGGACAAGCAUAAAAGGAAAUCUGGCAACAACUUUACCUCACUGAUUGUCUGAAUGGUGCUACACUAACGGUGCUAAUGAUGGAUGUGACGUUUGGGUUUUACAUUUACUUUUUCAUCCGCACCAGCAAUUUUUUUUUUUUUUUUUUUUUGAUAGACUUUGUUAACUGACUGCAUGUUUUUAAGUGAUAUAGCAAAACAAUAAUGUGAAAUAUGGUUAAAUCCUGUGAUGAAAGCAACAAAUGACAGGUCAGAUAAAAAUUAAGAUGUGAAUAAGGGCUCUUAAUAUUUUUUCAAUAUUGUCUUAUGCUGUUCAAGUUUGUUUCAUUUCUUUUGGGUAACAAAUUUCUCAUUUUGACUUUAGCUGCUACUUUGCCAAGGUUAAUAAAAUGCAGUCCAGAAAAGAA
Betta splendens (Siamese fighting fish) is the source of this 7661-nucleotide messenger RNA. It is a transcript of the gene dnmt3ba, whose product is annotated as DNA (cytosine-5-)-methyltransferase 3 beta, duplicate a. The record is from RefSeq and is a predicted model, not a curated record. Gene Ontology annotation, cellular component: nucleus. Lineage: Eukaryota; Metazoa; Chordata; Actinopteri; Anabantiformes; Osphronemidae. Gene Ontology annotation, molecular function: DNA binding; DNA (cytosine-5-)-methyltransferase activity, acting on CpG substrates; protein binding. Bases 824 to 5380 code for a protein of 1518 amino acids. Gene Ontology annotation, biological process: negative regulation of transcription by RNA polymerase II. The transcript has 24 exons.